AAAACGAGUGAUUGUGCGUAAUCUAAUCGAGCCACUUGUUUAAUAUCCAGACGCAUUGCAAUGGUCUGCAUGAAAAUGUCGAGUUUUGUGGUUUUCUGCUGUGUUUUAGUGGCGCUCGCCCAAAAUAUUGCUGCUUCACCUGCUCCCAAUAAGAACGCACAUCUUCAGGGUGUAGUGGAAGAUUUCAUUAAUAUCACCAUCAAUAGUUUACUGGAUGGUCUGGAUGAUCCCCUGAAAGUUCCGUCACUUUUCGAACGUUACAACAACGUACUUUUAACCGGAUGGCUCAAUGUGUCCCAUUUGGAGCUGGUUGGAUUCAGUAGCAUUGUUGCCAAAAGUAUCGAUGUGGAGUACCACGCCCUAACACCAUCUUCAGUUAAUUUAACAUUGGAAAUUGGCGGUUUGAGUUUGUUCUUCGAUUACGAAGCCAGUCUGUUACUUGGGCAGCUGUUGCCAUAUUUCGCCUUGGGUAAUCUCAGUGCCAACUUGGAUUCUUUGGUCAUCAACUUGUUCACUCUGGCGGAUGUUUCUUUGGUGCCCACUAACAUCAGCAACUUCCAGAAUGCUUCCGUGGAUUUUUCCGUGGGCAAAAACACUUGGCUCCAUGUUGAAGGCAUUUACAAAAGCGACGAUAUCAGCAAGGAUGUGAACGAAUUCCUCGACAUUCUAAUAGCAAGAGUGAUUGACUUUGUCGACUACAACCAUGAACGCAUCAGCAGGAUAAUCAGCCCAAUUCUGCAGGAGAUUUUGGAUGCAAUUUUCAACCAGAAAUCUGAAGAAGAAUAUUGAAACUGAUAAAUUAAUAAACUGUUGAAAGAU
This is a messenger RNA of Dendroctonus ponderosae (mountain pine beetle), 819 nucleotides long. RefSeq lists its product as uncharacterized. The record is from RefSeq and is a predicted model, not a curated record. NCBI's taxonomy places the organism in Eukaryota, Metazoa, Arthropoda, Insecta, Coleoptera, Curculionidae. Bases 61 to 789 code for a protein of 242 amino acids. The transcript has 5 exons.